This is a messenger RNA of Didymodactylos carnosus, 3098 nucleotides long. NCBI's taxonomy places the organism in Eukaryota, Metazoa, Rotifera, Eurotatoria, Philodinida, Philodinidae. The record is from the annotation of a GenBank genome assembly.
GUAUCUGCGGUUGUUAAACAAGUGCUUUUACGUUUCGGAUUCACAAAAUAAGAUAAAAAAGAAAUUCAGUUAGCCAGCGCUUUGAAUGAAAUAAUUAGCGUGAAAUUAAUAAAUUUGUCAGAGUAGUAAGAUAAAUUUACUUCUAUAAAAGGGGAUUAACCACUGUCGAUUCUAUAACAUGGAAAAUGAAGAGAAGAUCAUGGGUGUCUAUUUUGAAUAAAAAUCAAGGGUGUUAAGAUUUUGUUUUAAAAAGAUGAACGAAAACGGAAAAAAUCAGACUUUUCAAGUACUGUUCAGGAUAACGUACACAUGUAUGUGUGUAAAAUUUCGCAACAAUACCGGUUUUAGAGUAAGAAGCACUUUUACUUAGUCUAAUCUAAGCCGUUUAGACUUCAACUUACCGGACAAAAGUAGAAGAUCAAAUCUCAACUGUCGUUGGUGAUUGGAAUCAACACUACAAAACAUUAUACAUACAGAAGCAAGCAAUAAUUCGACAACAAUAUAAAACUCCAUUUGUCCAUCCAUUUUUUUUUUCUCAGAACGACAGUUUGAGAUUGAAUGUUAAAUAAUUAGUGCAAAAUAUCAAUGAAAACUUAGCUAAGUGCAGGAUCUUUUCAUUCAGUUUCGAGUCUUAGUACAAAUAGACCUAAUAUAAAACGUUGAACAUUGCCUUUAUUGUAGUCAUGUGAGUUUGAUAAUACUAGGCUUUUUGUAUCAAAUAUUGUAAUUGGUUGAAACCGUGAAGCGCUGUUCCUCAAACGACAACUGAGCUAUUAUGCAGCGUAUUUAUUGACUCUAGAUUUUAUAUUGUACAUAUAUCAUAGUUGAAUUUAAUGUUGAUAAUUUGAAUAAUGAACUUUUAUUCAUCCUUAGUUUUGAAUUCAAAUAAUAUUGUUGCUCCUGAUGAUACUAAGAUGAUUUUCAAUGAUACUAAAACAUUGUUAUUGAAUAAUAAUAAUCUAAUGAAAGAUACGAAUGAAAAGUCGUAUAUUCAAGUUCCAUCAUCAACCUCAUCGUCUAUUGACACAAAAAAAUUAAUGUACUCCGGUUCAACAAAACUCUAUUUACGUUCAUUAAAAACACUAUUAAAUCAAAUUGAACAAAUACAAAAAGCAAUUUCAAUGCGUUCAUCAUCUGUCAAUUCAAAACUAUUCGUCAUGUCUGUAUUGAAACAAUUAAAAAAUUUAAAUAUGAAACAACAACAGCAACAUAUGCCACAAACAUUUUCAUCAUUAUUUUCUCCACCAUCAAUUCACUGUAAAUCGUCAAAUAAAUUAGAACCAAAAACAAUGUCAUUCUCAAAAAUUUUAUCAAGUAGUGAACAGACUCCUACUCAUUUUUAUACAAAACCGGCCGUCCGAAUGUGGACACCCCAAAAGCGAAAACAAUUAAUCAAAGCUGUGCAGUAUGAAUUAAAUGAAAUGAUGAAAAAACAAGAGCACCAGUCAAAAGUGAAUCAAAUUUCAAAGAAAGAAUUAGUGCAAGAAUCAGAGAGCGUACAUUAUGUAAACGACAUCAAAAUCUGUGAUAUAGAAAAAAGUUUGGAUUGGAUUCAUAUAUCUCAAUAUCAUUUAGAUAAUCAAUGGUCAUCAAUUGCCUGUAAAAAUGCUUGGGAACAAAUAUGUAAUGAUCGUAUCAAUCAAGAACAAUGGUGUGAACAAGAAGAACAAUUAUUAAUUGAUUUAGUUAAACAUGAACAAAUAAUUGAUGAUCAUAGUAUGGGUGAUAAAUGGUCAAUGAUAGCUCAAAUGCUAAAUACUGGCAGAAGUGCGUAUCUCUGUGCAAAACGUUACAUGCAGAUUGUUAAUGAAAAAUAUUCUAAACGUUUUCUCGAUGAUAAUGAACGUUCAUUAUUAAUCGACUGUGUACAACGUGUUCGUGAAGGUCAUUAUAUUCCAUGGAAUUCAGUAUCCUAUACUUUAGAAACUCGUACUCGUGAAUUUAUAUAUUCACAAUGGUUUUAUAUUGAUCCAAAUUGUAAACGUGGACGAUGGACAUCAGCUGAAGAAAAAGAGCUAUUAUGUGCAGCAUACGGUGAUAAUGGUGUCAAUAAUAGCAAAACGAUAACAAAUUGGCCAUUGUUAACAUCAACUAUGCGAACACGAACGUCGCGGCAGUGUCGAGAACGUUAUUUAACACUACAAACAUUAAAUAAUAAUGGUCAUCUAGUUCAAACAUCGAAUAUCAAUAAACAAGCAUUUACAUUUGAUGAAGAUAUGUUAAUUAUGAAAAAAUAUUCAAUAUAUGGUCCAAAAUGGGCUAAAAUAGCACGUGAUAUUAAAAAUAGAACGGAUAAUUCGAUUUUAGUUCGACAUAGAAUGUUAAUGAAAGCAAAAGAAAAAUGGUCAUGGUAUAAUAAAUCAAACAGAAUAAUUAAACAAUUCAUUAAAUUUUUUUAUGAUAAAAAUUAUUUACAAUCAAAAAACAUCAAACAAAAUAAACGAAAUUUUUAUAUGGGCAGACCACCAACUUUAAUAUCAUCAGAGUCCACUGUUGAAAAUGAUGAUUUAGAUAAUUGGUUAGCAUACAAUGAUGUGGUGGAAGAUAUUGUUAACUUUGGUUUUUAUCGAAAAGGUUUACCGUUUAAUAUUACGGAUGAUGAAAUACGCUGGUUCAAAAAGAAUCCAACGUUGACAGUAAAAAUUGCCAAUAUUGCUAUUAACGAGUUUCGUGAUAAAAAAUAUUGCCACAGAAAAUUAAAGGCACUGAUGAAACCUUGGUUCGAAAAUGAAGAUCAAAUCAAUAUACCCUCUGAUUGUGAUAUUCGUACUAUGUUAAAUCAAACAUUAUCAUAUGGUCGUAAACGAAAAUUAAUAAUUACUACUGAACAUUCCCAAAAUAAAAUUCAAAAACUAGUGCCUUCUUCGACAUUGAUAUUCGAAACAGAUACGGCUAAUGUGAAUCUAACGCAAAACAUUAAGGAUGACAUUGAUGAACAAGAACAGCUUUCAGAUUCACGUGCACGAAAUGUUUUGAAACAUGUUAAAAUAAACUUUGCCAAUCAACUUAUUGACCAACUUCUGAAUCCUCAAUCAUCGUCAACAAAACAUUUUAAAAAUAUAUUUCAUCAAACAUCAUUUGAAAGUUGUGGCUUAUAG